This is a messenger RNA of Mesorhabditis belari, 633 nucleotides long. NCBI's taxonomy places the organism in Eukaryota, Metazoa, Nematoda, Chromadorea, Rhabditida, Rhabditidae. The record is from the annotation of a GenBank genome assembly.
AUGUUUGAUUCAUUGACAGGCUUGAAGUCUUCUUCAUCACCAAUGAAUCUUGUACCAAAAUUCGAAACCCAAGAAUCCGACAUUUCUGCUUUCUCAUCUUAUGAUGAUCAAUCAAUCUAUGACGAUUUGCCGACGACAUUUGAAGAAUUCGUGAACUUAUUGGAUCAACUCCAAUCACAGCUUGACUCUCCAACCGCUUCUCCUAUUCAAGACAACGAUUUCAAUCUAGAGAAUCAACAAAAUGAUUGCGCUUUUUCUUCUUCUCCAAACUCAUCUGAAGAUGGUUCGUUCAUUUUUCCGGCUAAAAUCAGAAGGAGUUCAUCAUCAGCAUCAAGUAGGAAAUCAAGAGAUACCGAGCCUUGCGGAGUCUGUGGAGAUGGAGCCUAUCACAUCCAUUAUGGAGUGCUCACUUGUGAAGGAUGUAAAGGAUUUUUCAAGAGAACGGUUCAGCGAGGAAACACCGAUUUUACUUGCAAGAAAAAGGGCUGCUGUGACAUUUCAUUUCUAACUCGUUCCCUUUGUCGGCCUUGUCGAUGGAAGAAAUGUCUAGACAUUGGAAUGAGUCCGAAUGUGGUUCGAAGUGGUCACCUCGCUGGACGUCGGGGAAAGUUGCCGCGAAGAAGGAGCUACUUG